AUGAGCGGUUUCUUUGAGCAGCAGCAAGUGCUGCAGCAAGAAGCAAGAGAGAUAGAAGGCUUGUUGGAUGUUGCUGCUGCUGCAGUGCAGCAAUUGCAGCAGCAACAGGAAGCAGCAGCAGCACUAAUUCGUGAGGAAGAAGCGGCGGAGAAGGAGAGGCAGCAGCAGCAGCCUAAGCAAAGAAAGGCGCUUUGUACUACCACCACCACCACCAGCAGCAGCAGCAACAGCAGCAGCAGCAGCUGGGGGGAGGAGCAGCAGCUAAGAGUUGAGGUAGCAGCAGCAGCAGCAGAUAACCAAUCACCACCGCGGCAAACUGCUGCUGUCUUUGCUGCGCUGCUGCCUUCUAUUACUUCAGCAGAGAAUCUGCUGCAGCACAUGCAGACCAUAGCAGCAAAAGCGCAGCAGCAACAGCAGCAGUUGCUGCAGUCCUACUUCGCUUCUACCCAACAGGAGCAGCAGCAGCAGCAGCAGCAAAACAGCAGCAGCAGCAGGAGUGCGUCUCCAGUAGCUCAAGAGGCACCGGCAGAUAGCACUGGGGCGGAGGGAUCUGCAGAAAGCCCAGCAGCAGCAAGAGCAGCAGCAGCCGCAGCUGCAGCAGCGGCAGCAGCAGCAGCUGCUGCUGCACCAGGAAGCAGCAAACUCCGCUAUUUUGUGCUGCCAGCAGCAGUAGAUCUUGUAGGGGAGUUGCAGCUACCAGAGAUAAGACUGCAGCAGCAGCUGUUUGCUACUGCGGGGGCCUCUGAUGCUCCUGCUGCUGUUGCUGCUCUGCAUGCAUCAGCAGCCGCAGCAGCAGCAGCAGCUGCUGCAGAUGCCCCUGCUUCUCCAGGUCCUCCUGCGGGUGCUGCAGUAGCUCAGCAACCAACAGAACCCCAACACAGUGCAGAGCCCACCGCUGCAGCAACAGCAGCAGCACCUGCUGCUGCACCUUCAGCAGCAGCAGCAGGCCUCUGCAGCAGCUUCCAACGGCUGCUGGCUGCUCCUGAAGUAGCAGCAGCUGCAUCGCGUGCUGCUGCUGCUGCUGCUGCUGCAGACAGUGGACUGCAGCAGAUAUCUAAUCCGUUACUUGAACAACAUCUGCAGCAGCAACAGCAUCAACUUCAGCAGCAACGAAUGCAACAGGAGCAAGAACAGCAGCAGCAGGAGCAGCAGCAGCAACAGCAGCAGCAGCAACAGCAACAGUUCGAGGCACACCCCCCGGUUGCUGUCCCAAGACUGCGGCUUAGCGAAUUGGGGCGCAUGCCAGCAACAGAGCAGCAGCAGCAACAGGCAGAGGGGCUGCAUGAGCGGCAGCAGCAGCAGCAACGGCAGCAUGAGCAGCGGCAGCAGUUGCAGUUGCAGCUGCAACAACAGCUGCAACAACAACAGCAGCAGCAGCAGCAGCAGCUGCAACAAGACCAGCAGCGUCAACAGGAGCAAGGUAUAAUGUGCAUGCAGGAUGGAAGUCUUGAGCAGCAGCAGCAGGAGCAGCAACUACAAAGGCAGCAACAGCAGCUGCAGAUUGGCCAACAACAGUUGCAGCAGCUGCAGCAGCAGCAGCAGCAACAACAGCAGCAGCAGCAACCGGUGGAUUUUGCUGCUGCCAGCAACUCGAACACUCCCUUCCAGACUCCUGCUGCUUCGCCUCUGCAGUCCCCUCGCUGUGUAGUCAGCACAGGCAACGGCUGCAGCAGCAGCAACAGCAGCAGCAGCAGCAGCAGCAACCCCUUCGUGGCUUGCUUCCGCAUGCGCAGCAAGUCGCGUUCACAGAGGACAUCAGCAAUGAAGAGUCCACGUGUACGUACACCCCGUGACUUUGGUGCUGCUCCUGCAGCAGCAGCCGCAGUAGCAGGAGCAGCAAGCAGCAGUUGUAGAAACAACACCCUUGACAGCCGCAGCAGCAGCAACAGCAGCAACAGCAGCAGCAGCAGCAGCAGCAGCAGCAGCGAAAGUAGCCCUGAAGGAAUUGUUAACUCUCAGCCUAUACCUAAUGAAGAUGAUGAUUGUCUCUAG
Molecule: messenger RNA, 1992 nt
Organism: Eimeria maxima
Lineage: Eukaryota; Apicomplexa; Conoidasida; Eucoccidiorida; Eimeriidae
Exons: 1
Coding region: 1-1992 (663 amino acids)
Source: RefSeq, a predicted model, not a curated record